Molecule: messenger RNA, 639 nt
Organism: Symbiodinium pilosum
Lineage: Eukaryota; Dinophyceae; Suessiales; Symbiodiniaceae
Source: the annotation of a GenBank genome assembly
AUGGUGCCAAGCACCUUGCGCGAAGGUGGGCGACUGUUGAAGAUCAAGGAAGAGUUGCUGGAGAUGUUGCCCCACUUCCCUGCCAUGCCGCUCAACAGCUGCAACUCAGAUCCCAACUAUGUCGCGGCAAUGCAUGCCAACUUGCAGGCAGACAAUGCAUUCUUUUGGCGUGAUGAAUAUGGAUCGUUGGCAUGUGGUGUUCUGGACUGGGGCGGGUUCAACCGAAUGCCAUUUUGCAUGAACUUCCUGGGCUGCCUCUCGGGAGCAGAUCCCGAGGUCCUCCUGGCCCAUGAGGAGGGCAUCAUUCGCUGCUUUCGAGAUGAGUACGCGCGCUGUGGUGGCCCCGACCUGCCGCUUGAGGAGCUGCUUCUGAGAUACCAUCUUGGCUACAUUACUUUCGUGUACGAGAGCACCACGUGGCUGGAACGUGAAGUUUACAAGCUCGCCACGAAGGAGGAGAUGAUGACAUUCGAAGGGAUACUGGAUGACCGUUUUCAGGAGCGUUUUCGCGUCAGGUGCCGGUCCAGUGCGAUCAUCAACUCCUUCGCUUUCUACAGCUUGAAGGGUGACUACUUCAUAAAGAUGUUCAAGCGGUGGUCGGCAGGGAAGGGCGCAGCCUUCCUGACGCGGAUGCGGUGA